Molecule: messenger RNA, 2213 nt
Organism: Dendroctonus ponderosae (mountain pine beetle)
Lineage: Eukaryota; Metazoa; Arthropoda; Insecta; Coleoptera; Curculionidae
Product: glucose dehydrogenase [FAD, quinone]
Molecular function (GO): flavin adenine dinucleotide binding; ecdysone oxidase activity
Source: RefSeq, a predicted model, not a curated record
AAAACACUAAAACCGCUGUCGUUAACCAUCAAGUUAAACUGUACAUAACCUAAAAUUCAAAACGUAUUUACACAUUUUCGGUUUAAAUUUAUUACAUUAUACUUUAAUUUAAUUUAGUGCUUAUGCUGUGCGUAUGUUGUUUAUAUGCAUAUAUUUCAUGUGCAUAAAUGGGUAGCGAAAAUGGUCUUAAAAAGAACUUUGGUAAUUGUUCUCUAUGUUACUUCGAUGUUUAUUUUCGGUUUUAUUUUGAAAUACAGUGAUGUUUUGAGUGAUUUCUUAUAUUCCUUAAGUCCAAUUGAUACCAGGCAAGAGUUCGACUAUAUUGUGGUAGGAGGAGGAUCAGCUGGUUCUGUUAUUGCUAAUCGACUCGCGCGAAAUGCACAGGAUAGAGUGUUGGUUCUAGAAGCAGGAAAAAAUACUAUGGGACUGUUACAUAUUCCUUCUGUAGGAUUACUGCUGCAGGGGACACCAUUUGACUGGUCAUAUAAGACAGUGCCUCAACAAAACGCUUGCUUGGCGUUAAAUAAUAAUGUGAGUGUAUGGCCUAUGGGUAAAGUACUGGGUGGCACUAGCAUGUUAAAUAACAUGUUAUAUGUUCGAGGGCAUGAGGAAGACUUUAAAGAAUGGUUUAAAGGGAAAGAGGAUUACAGCUAUGAUGAUGUUAUGGCUUACUAUAAAAAACUGGAGGUGUUCGGAACACCGAAGGAAAAAGACCCGAGUCGCUUUGAUGCGCCCGUUUUCAUCAGAGAUCUAAUAUUUUCUACUGAUCUAAAUAACAUUCUAUUGAAAGGUGCUAAAAACCUGGGUUUUCCAGUAUUGGAUACCAAUUUCAACAGUAAACUUGGAUUUAACAUUCCUAAAGCCAACCUGCAUAACGGUAAACGAUGGACAUCUACCGAUCAGUUAAAGAAAAAUACUAAUUCAAACUUACUGAUCCGAACAAACUGUUUUGUAAACAAGGUAAUCAUCAAUGUAGGUUUUGAAGCCCAAGGAGUAGAAUAUUCCUAUUUGGGAAAAAAAAAUUCCGCGUACGCAAAAAAAGCAGUUAUACUAUCAGCUGGUGUUAUUGGAACCCCAAAGAUUUUAAUGUUGUCGGGAAUUGGUCGAAAACAUCACUUAGAUGAUUUGAAAAUCCAUACAGUUGUAGAUUUACCUGUGGGAGAUAACUUGCAAGAUCACGUUACAACAGGUUUUGAUCUUGUAUUGCUUAAUAACAGUCUCAGUCUCAGCUUAGAACGAAUAGUAUCUCCCUUCUCAGCAUUGGAAUAUUUUUUUAAAGGUUCCGGCCCAUGGUCUUCUACAGGGUGCGAAGUGAUGGCGUAUUUUGACACAGGAAGCAAAAAUGUUUCUCAAAAGUCUGGAAGGCCAGAUCUUCAGUUUAUGAUCAUGCCAUUGGGCAUAACGGAAGAUAGUGGUUAUUAUUUGAGGAAACUUAUGGGAAUAUCAGAUCUCGUGUGGUCGCGAUAUUUUUCGAAAAUCCAAAAGAAAAGCAUGACGAUUUUGCCGGUAUUGCUUCACCCAAAAAGUAACGGGAUUGUAAGAUUGAAAGACAAAAACCCAUCAACGGAGCCGUUCAUAGAUCCCCAGUAUUUAACGAAUCGACAGGACAUCGAAGUACUGAUCAGCGGCAUCAGAUUAAUACAAAAUCUUCUAAAAACGCAACCUCUCGCGUCUUUUGGAGCAGAUUUUAACACUCAUGCAUUUCCAGGUUGCGAAGAAUUUCCGUUUGACAGUGAAAAAUAUUGGGAAUGUUACAUCAGACAACUAACGAUCACUUCUUAUCAUCCAGUAGGGACAUGCAAAAUGGGUAGAAAGGAGGAUGCUUCUACCGUUGUUGAUUUUACAUUCCAGGUUAAAGGCAUCAAUAAAUUAUAUGCGGUUGAUGGUUCUGUGCUUCCUACUUUGCCCAGCGGCAAUAUCAAUGGUCCGAUUAUGAUGUUGGCCGAAAUGGCUGCAGAUCUAGUUAAAAAAGCCCAUUAUUUAAGUUACAAACAGUGUGUACUUAUGGAUUUAUUUGUUCCUGAAACUAUGUGUUAGACUGAGUAGUCAAUAAAAUUAAUCGUUUUCUAAUCAGUUGAUUAAAAUAAUAUAACAAGAUGAAUGUUUUAAAGAGUUUUACAUAUGAAGGAAUGAGGUAUUUUAAGACAUCUUUACCGCAUUUGUUAAACAUUGUAGAUCCAUUACUAUCGAAAAUAAAAACAAAGUAAAAAGUU